AUUGUCAACGUCAGUUUUCAAUCUUGUUAUAGCUACGCAAUCAAAGCUGAUCUUCACUAAGCUAAAGCUUUUUUAUAAAAAAAACUGACUCCGCCAUUUUUAUCAGUCAACAAAGAAUCUUAGAUAAUUCCUGUAUUAAUGGAUAUUUAUAUCUAGUCUAGUCUUUGAUCUGUGCUUACAGCUACACAAGCUCGCAUAUUUAGUAUACGAUAAAGUUUGAACCCGAGUUACAGGUUGAGAAACUGCGAGAGAGAAGGAGAUGGGUAGUUACCGAAUGUGCCUCUUAUUCAAGCGGAAGUUCAGGGUGACGGAAGCGGGGCCGCCGGAGGACGUCAAAAGUAUUUUCAGGCGGUACGCAGACGGAGGGACCCAACUGGGGGCGGAGCAACUGCGGCAGUUUCUAGUUGAUGUUCAAGGGGGAGGCAGCGAAACGUCGCUGUCAGAUGCGGAGAGGAUCGUGGAGGAGGUUCUGAGGAGGAGGCAUCCCAUUGCCAAAUUCACCAGAAACACUCUUACUCUCGAUGACUUCCAUUAUUACUUGUUUUCUGCCGAUCUCAAUCCUGCUAUCAAUGAUCGGGUCCACCAUGACAUGAAUGCUCCUUUGUCUCACUAUUUUGUAUAUACUGGGCACAAUUCAUAUUUGACAGGAAACCAGCUCACUAGUGAUAGCAGUGAUGUUCCGAUAAUAAAGGCGUUGCAGAGAGGGGUGAGAGUAGUCGAACUUGAUAUAUGGCCAAAUUCUGCAAAUGAUGAUGUGAUAGUUUACCAUGGAAGGACCUUGACAUCUCCAGUGGACCUCAUCAUAUGUUUGCGAUCAAUUAAAAAGUAUGCUUUUUCUGCAUCACCAUAUCCUCUCAUAAUCACUCUUGAAGACCAUCUUACACCAUAUCUCCAAGCUAAAGUUGCAAAGAUGCUUAUUCAAACGUUUGAAGGUACACUAUUUUACCCUGAAUCUGAAUCAUUAGAAGAGUUCCCUUCCCCAGAAAAGCUAAAGCACCGGAUUAUAAUUUCAACUAAACCUCCAAAAGAGUACCUUGAAGCUAAUGGUAAAAACAAAAGAAGUAAUUUGGAGAAGGAAAAGGAUUCUGAUGAUGAUGCAUGGGGAAAGGAGGCAGAAGAUACAGCUGAAGAAGAAGAUGACGAGAAGAGUGAUAGCGAUGCAAGUGCAAUCAAUCAGGAUUAUGAUGUUAUGAGCUGUGAUCCUGAAUCAUGCCAACUGGCUGCACCUGAAUACAAACAUCUGAUUGCCAUUCAUGCAGGAAAACCCAAGAAUGGCUUGAAAGAGGCGCUUAAAGUCGAACCUGGUAAAGUUAGACGUCUUAGUCUGAGUGAACAAGCACUUGAAAAGGCUGCUGAAUCAAAUGGUACAGAUGUUGUGAGAUUUACUCAGAAGAACUUUUUGAGGAUAUACCCCAAAGGUACUCGGUUUAAUUCCUCUAACUACAACCCACUAAUUGGUUGGAUGCAUGGAGCUCAAAUGGUUGCAUUUAACAUGCAGGGAUAUGGUAAAUACCUCUGGAUGAUGCAUGGGAUGUUCAAAUCAAAUGGGGGUUGCGGCUAUGUGAAAAAGCCUGCUUUUCUAACGAAAGUUGGCCCAAAUGGUGAAGUUUUUAAUCCUAGAGCAAAAUUAUCUGUGAAAAAAACUUUCAAGGUGAAAGUCUUUAUGGGAGAUGGUUGGCAUUUAGAUUUUAAAGAGACACACUUUGAUGCAUACUCUCCUCCAGACUUCUAUACUAGGAUUGGCAUAGCAGGUGUACCUGCUGACAAGGUAAUGAAGAAAACAAAAGUAGAACUGGAUCAGUGGACACCUGUUUGGAACGAAGAGUUCACAUUUCCAUUGACUGUUCCUGAAUUGGCCUUGCUUCAGAUUGAAGUCCGUGAGUAUGACAUGCAUGAGGGGAAUGAUUUUGGUGGCCAAACUUGUUUGCCAGUCUCUGAAUUGAAGACAGGAAUUCGUGCAGUUCCACUCUAUGAUCGUAAAGGAGUUAUGUUCAAGUCAGUGAGGCUUCUUAUGCACUUUGAAUUUGUGCCCUAGGAGCAGCUUUUGUGAUGAAAUUUGAAGCGAUCAUCGGAAAGCAUCUGCCAGAUGAUGUUGCACUCAACUCCUGGAGUAGAGGUGUGUCAGCUAUAGAGCUAUUACAGGGUUCUUGAUCGUUGAGAGUUCCAUGGUGAUGAAGUAGAUGUUCAAGGUAGAGGCUGAUAGAAAAUGGAGCAAGUUCUGCCAAGAGGGAUCAUAUAUUUAAUUUCAUAAAAAGUUAAUAUUCACAUUUUCUCCCAAUUUAUUUCGUGAGAUUAAUUAAUUGACAUGAUAAACAUCAGAAAA
Messenger RNA from Carica papaya (papaya), 2323 nucleotides. NCBI's taxonomy places the organism in Eukaryota, Viridiplantae, Streptophyta, Magnoliopsida, Brassicales, Caricaceae. The record is from RefSeq and is a predicted model, not a curated record.